CGGCGGCCGCGGGCUGACGUGGCGGGCUGGCGUGUGGGCCCAGCCGGGCUGCAAGCCGGACCCGCUGAGGCGGCGGCCGGACGGAGGCUGGCAGUGAGGCGCCGGACUGCGAGCUGCCGCGAUGCCGCUGGAGCUGGAGCUGUGUCCUGGGCGCUGGGUGGGCGGGCAGCACCCGUGCUUCAUCAUUGCCGAGAUCGGCCAGAACCACCAGGGCGACCUGGACGUGGCCAAGCGCAUGAUCCGCACCGCCAAGGAGUGUGGGGCUGAUUGUGCCAAGUUCCAGAAGAGUGAGCUGGAAUUCAAGUUCAAUCGGAAAGCCUUGGAGAGGCCAUACACUUCGAAGCACUCCUGGGGGCAGACAUACGGGGAGCACAAACGGCACCUGGAGUUCAGCCACGACCAGUACAGGGAGCUGCAGAGAUAUGCCAAGGAGGUUGGGAUUUUCUUCACUGCCUCUGGCAUGGACGAGAUGGCAGUUGAAUUUCUGCACGAACUGAAUGUUCCGUUUUUCAAAGUUGGAUCUGGGGACACUAACAAUUUUCCUUAUCUGGAAAAGACUGCAAAAAAAGGUCGCCCGAUGGUGAUCUCCAGCGGGAUGCAGUCGAUGGACACCAUGAAGCAGGUCUACCGGAUCGUGAAGCCGCUCAACCCCAACUUCUGCUUCCUCCAGUGCACCAGCGCCUACCCGCUCCAGCCGGAGGACGUCAACCUGCGUGUCAUCUCGGAAUAUCAGAAGGUCUUUCCUGACAUUCCUAUAGGGUAUUCUGGACACGAAACAGGCAUAGCAAUAUCUGUGGCUGCAGUGGCUCUGGGGGCCAAGGUGGUGGAACGUCACAUAACUUUGGACAAGACCUGGAAGGGGAGUGACCACUCAGCCUCACUGGAGCCUGGAGAACUGGCCGAGCUAGUGCGGUCAGUGCGCCUCGUGGAAAGGGCCAUGGGCUCCCCGACCAAGCAGCUGCUGCCCUGCGAGAUGGCCUGCAAUGAGAAGCUGGGCAAGUCUGUGGUGGCCAAAGUGAAAAUUCCAGAAGGCACCAUUCUAACACUGGACAUGCUCACUGUGAAGGUGGGCGAGCCCAAAGGCUAUCCUCCUGAAGACAUCUUUAAUCUCGUGGGCAAGAAGGUCCUUGUCACUGUUGAAGAAGAUGAUACCAUCAUGGAAGAAUCAGUAGAAAAUCAUGGCAAAAAAAUAAAGUCUUAAAAUAAAGUGCCAUUCUCUGAA
Molecule: messenger RNA, 1222 nt
Organism: Microcebus murinus (gray mouse lemur)
Lineage: Eukaryota; Metazoa; Chordata; Mammalia; Primates; Cheirogaleidae
Gene: NANS
Product: N-acetylneuraminate synthase
Biological process (GO): carbohydrate biosynthetic process
Molecular function (GO): N-acylneuraminate-9-phosphate synthase activity
Source: RefSeq, a predicted model, not a curated record